Messenger RNA from Alternaria ethzedia, 1116 nucleotides. RefSeq lists its product as uncharacterized. The record is from RefSeq and is a predicted model, not a curated record. The transcript is spliced from 5 exons. Gene Ontology annotation, cellular component: checkpoint clamp complex; nucleolus; site of double-strand break. NCBI's taxonomy places the organism in Eukaryota, Fungi, Ascomycota, Dothideomycetes, Pleosporales, Pleosporaceae. Bases 1 to 1116 code for a protein of 371 amino acids. Gene Ontology annotation, biological process: meiotic DNA integrity checkpoint signaling; double-strand break repair via homologous recombination; telomere maintenance.
AUGCGCUUCAAGGCGUCGAUACAGAACAUUAAUACCUUUACGAAGCUUACGGCGUCGCUCAAUUCGCUCGGCCCGCUCGCGUGGGUGAAGCUCAGCGAGGAGCAAGUAUGCUUCACCAUCAUACCAGAGCAGGGCACUCAAGUAUGGGCUGUCCUCUCUAUUGACUCCAUCUUUGAGACCAUCAGCGUGCAGUCAGCAGCGAACAACGUCAUCAACCUCGAAGUUCCGCUCACUUCGUUGAACCGUGCCCUCAAGUCAGCCCUCAAUGCCACCUCAGCCCAGAUACGCCUCACCAAGAAGGACAACCUGCCCAUGCUUGCCCUCACCAUCGUCACCACGACCUCCUCGAAUACGUAUAGCGCCUUCCCUGCGGCCACAGCCAACAAUGACGAUGGCUUCGACGCUGCCUUUGACAAUGAAUUUGGUGGAGGAAACCGCGAGACCAUUGUCACGCAGGAGAUACCCGUGCGGGUGCUUGCGCCAGACACUGUAGCGCAUCUGCAUGAGCCCGUCUGUAGAGAGCCAGACGUACACAUCAUACUGCCUCCUCUGAUGCAGCUGAAGAGCAUCAGCGACAGGUUCACCAAGCUCGCACUGGCAGACACCAAGGCAAGCACCGCGACGACGGCAUCAAGGACACGCCUUGAGGUUGCCGCCAACAUGCACGGCUGCCUCAGGAUGAGGAUCCGAUCCGACGCUAUGAACAUAUCCUCCAUCUGGACCGAUCUUAGCAAUCCAGAACUCGAUCCUGGCCACGUCGCUGGUGGAGAGGAUGGCGUAGCUGAACACCCAAGCACGCGUAUGAAGCAGCUGGGCACGGCGGACGGGCGUAGUGAAGAAGGCUGGGCUACCGUGAGGAUCGAUGGGCGUGACUGGGGUAAGGUCAUGAGUGUGGGUAGGCUGGGGGGACGAGUUAUCGCUUGCUUCUGUCAUGAGCAUGCACUCAUCCUCUACGUCUACCUACCCAACGAUAAUGGCGACGACGAGUCGGUCCUGACAGUACGUUGCACUCUUCACACCCUCGCUCACCAGACUGACAUCACAGCAGUACUUUAUCAGCUCCUACAGCGCAUAGCUACCUUCGCGCUCAUGUCAUCCUCACGAGGCACAAACUAG